Messenger RNA from Capronia coronata CBS 617.96, 1599 nucleotides. RefSeq lists its product as uncharacterized. The transcript is spliced from 2 exons. The coding region runs from base 1 to 1599 and encodes 532 amino acids. Lineage: Eukaryota; Fungi; Ascomycota; Eurotiomycetes; Chaetothyriales; Herpotrichiellaceae. The record is from RefSeq and is a predicted model, not a curated record.
AUGUCGAUCUGCCAGAAUGGGGCGCCUCCCAUGAUCCUGCCAUGGGCGAAUGUUACUGUCACCACGGACCAAAAGGCCAUCACGAGAGGCAUUCCUGUGUCGAUGGGAAACCCUCCUCAGAUAGUCUCUCUCCGACCAAGCACCGCUGAUGACAUCUUGUAUGUGGUCAACAGAGAGCAAUGCGCUCCAGAGUACAACUCUUCCUGCAUUGGACUGUACGGCGGGGUUUUCGACUAUUCAUCGUCCAACAGUUUCCUCCAGGUCGCCGAGGGUCAGUGGAAUGGCUCGAGCAAUUCGAAUCCUACCCAGUUAUCCUUUGUCACUUUCAACGAUCUCUUGUCCUUUGGCAACGCCAGCGUUUAUGGAUUUCCUGCCGUCUACGAUGAACCUGGGUAUGGCGGCCAAGGUGUGAUGCCAUUGGGAUGGGGAUCGGAUUUCCUCAGAAUCGCUGUCGAAUCCGACGCCGUGCCGUCCUCAGUAUUCGGUCUCUGGACAGGAAGCCGGUCAGUCAGCAGCCCAGUCGACGGUGCUCUUGUCAUCGGUGGUUACGACACCACCCGCGUCAACGGUGAACUGACCACUUUCAAUGCUCGCGAGACUUGCGAAAUGUGUGUGGUGGUCACCGAGUUGAGUUGGGAAUCGGACUCUGGUUCGCAAAACCUUUUCUCAAAUUCGUCGGAAUCCCUACAGAUCAACCUUCAACCUUCGGAGCGCUAUAUCUACGUACCACAGAAUGUCUUCGAUAACUUACAGACUGCGACGGAAGGAGUCUAUGUCGAUCCCUAUCUGGCUUAUGCGUCCUUACCGACCGGCAAUCUCAGUGUGACACUUCAAAACGGCUACAAGACCACGAUCCCCGCGGAGGAGCUUUUUAUGUACCCUCGUGGUUAUGAUGACGAUGGCAAGUACGAAGUCCUUGACAAUAGCUACAUGAUCAGUAUGGUUCUGAAUACGACCAAUACUGGCUAUGUCCUGGACUGGGGCAUUCCAUAUCUUACCAUGAACUACAUCAUCGGCGACUACAAGCGCGAGCAAUUCAAGAUGGCGCCCGCCAUCCGCACCGAUUUCUCCAAUCAAGGUGGUGGCUAUGCUAUGAAAGCUUCCUGUGAUCCCACAACAGCGCCUACCGCACCUCCGACUCCCAAACCCAGCUCGCAUCACAAAUCCAACAACACGGGUGCCAUUGUGGGCGGUGUGGUAGGCGGCGUGCUCGGCGUGCUCUUGAUCGCCGGCGGAGUGGCGGUCUUGUUCUACCGCCGCCGACGCAGGAACCGUGCCGCCGCAGCUAACGGUACGUACGGCGCGCCGGGCAUGACACCUAUGAUGACCGAAGGUGCAAUGUCCCCGCACGGAGGUAGCACUAUGGAAAGAUAUUCCCAGUGGACGGCCGUAAGUCCGACAGAUGUUGGUGCGAGCGAACUCGGCAACAACCAGAAGCCAGGAGGCAAUGUCCAGGUCAACCAAUGGCUCUCAAGCCAGUCCAGCGAUACGCAGACUGUGACGAGUGCAGCAUCACCUCCCCCCAUAAGUACCAUCCACAACUCGGAGAGCACCGAUCGACCCCAUGAGAUGGGCGCUCAGCCUUGGGAUACCAGGUGA